AUGGUUCCCGUCGUUGAGUUGCCACAACACAAGUCGACUCGGAGCGUGCCGGCAGCCUCCGAAGCCAUGGAGUAUCCGUCGUGGACCAGAGAUGAGGAAAGCGAGAAUGAGGCUCACCAUGCCUGGUUGAGGCGAGACACCCAUCGUUCUCGCAGCCGAUCAAGUAAGAGGCGGGAUUCGCCUUUGGUGGCCAGGGAAAACGGCGAGUCGGCCCACGCCAAGCGUGGUAAAGACUCGUCCGAUUCCGGUGAAGAAAGCGGCCACGAAUCGGCUGGCAAGAAAAAUGACAAGACAAAGACAGACAAGUCACCUCCCUACGGGCUUCCGCCGCAGGCGGUAGCGGCACCACCUGCAGUUACGCAACGGCCGCCGUCAUCACGACCGCCGCCAAAACUGCCCAAGAUCAAGACAGAUCUCGAGCCCGCGGCAGCCGUGAGCCCAACCCCAGAUACCAAAAAUGGAGAUUUACCCGGUCCAGUCAACAAUGCGGAUAACCCGCCUCCCCAAGGCAUUCCUCCAGAAAGCCCACAUAGCCCAAAGACCCCUAAGCCCGGGCCACCGCCUGCCAGUGUAACUCAACCCGUCCGCGUGCCCGCUCCCGUCAUCACGGCCCCUCCCGGACCUGCACUCUCGUCUGGGGCGAGAAAGGGCCUGGAACCGCCGCCGACAGAGGUUCCCAAAGUAACUUUGACGGAGUCGAACGCGUCAAGGAUGUCGGCCCUACGUGGCCAAGUUGAAACGGCGCGACCAGAACCGGUGCGGGAUGACUACCACAAAAUCGAAGGCAACCUUCACUCGAGCACGGAAAAUGCCCUCAUCGCCGUUGGCUCCGUUGGUGCUACAAUCAUUACCUUCUUCAUCUUCUGGCUGGCUUGGAGAUGCUUCAAGAUGCACAAACGGAAGCAGGGUGGUGACCCUCCAGGCCGGGGGCCUACCCUUGUGCCGUCACUGGACAAGCCCAAACAGCUCAUUGUCGGCCUUGCCUCCCGCAUCCCCGUGUUGAGGGAGCGGGUCGCCAAGCGGAGCUGGGCCAACAUCGACAAGCCAUACGACGAAGCCUAUUGGGAGAAGACCUUCCCAGUGUCCAGCGAGUCGCCGCAAGGAGGCGGCAAGGGCAUUCACGUGCACACGGCCAUCACCACAAGGAGCGACCCAGAGGGUCAGAGCGACUUGAGCCUGCCCCGCCAGACGCCGCAGCAGCCCAUGGCUUCGCAGCAGGCCCCGUUCAAGACGGGCACGCGCUCGCGGCACCAGCUGUCGGGCAUCAGCGACAUCUCAUCACUGUCGUCGGGCUUCGGGGACGGCGACAUCAUCAUGCCCCCAGCCCACGGCACCGGCCACAGCACCGCCACGAUCAUCACGGCGGAGCCCCUGGCGGUGCCGGCACCGGUGGAGCAGCGCAACAGCGUCAGCGAGUCGUCGCAGCGGCGCGAGACGGUGUACACGGAGGCGUCGGAGGAUCCGCUGCCGCGCUUCCGCACCAUCAACUCGUGGGUGCGGCAGCAGUCGGGCCGCAUCAAGCGCGCCAACCAACGCGACAUGGCCGCCAGCGACGCGCCGCCAGUGCCCAGCAUGCCUCCCGAGCAGGACUUCAGGCUCAUGAUGCCUGACGAGGAAGAGCCCCGCCGGGUAGAGGAGGCGACGGCGGAGGCAGGUCAUGCAGAUUACAGGAGAGCGAGUUAA
This is a messenger RNA of Hirsutella rhossiliensis, 1683 nucleotides long. RefSeq lists its product as uncharacterized. The record is from RefSeq and is a predicted model, not a curated record. The transcript has 3 exons. Bases 1 to 1683 code for a protein of 560 amino acids. NCBI's taxonomy places the organism in Eukaryota, Fungi, Ascomycota, Sordariomycetes, Hypocreales, Ophiocordycipitaceae.